Messenger RNA from Hippocampus comes (tiger tail seahorse), 4137 nucleotides. RefSeq names its product elongation factor like GTPase 1 (gene efl1). NCBI's taxonomy places the organism in Eukaryota, Metazoa, Chordata, Actinopteri, Syngnathiformes, Syngnathidae. The coding region runs from base 437 to 3910 and encodes 1157 amino acids. Gene Ontology annotation, molecular function: ribosome binding; GTPase activity; GTP binding. The transcript has 24 exons. Gene Ontology annotation, cellular component: ribonucleoprotein complex; cytosol. The record is from RefSeq and is a predicted model, not a curated record. Gene Ontology annotation, biological process: cytosolic ribosome assembly.
AUUUGUUUCUCUCUUCUUUAUUUGACGUUGAUAAAGAGAACCACCAUCUGAUGGCAAAGGCAGCGCUGCAAUUUUUACAUGAUUUAGAGUCGUUGUUGAAGCAAAGUACCGGGAGAGCAGUAAUGCGCCAUGUACCGUUGACGCUGCCGAAAAUACGACAGAAGAAGAAGAUGAAGCCAACGUCAUUCAGGACUUGUUCCGCCCGGAAUAUCAGCAUAGGAUGUGGCGCUGCACGUGAAUUUGAAUACAGUAUCGUCUUAUUUUACAGCUAAUUAAAUUUACCAUGUGUUGCUACGUGCCAUGAAGUGUUGUGAGGAAUCAUUUGAAGUCGUGUUAUAAUUUUAAAUUAGUUUCUCUCUGAUAUAUCUACUCAGCUCGCGAUUUUUAGUUUACAACGCCUGCCAAUUCACAGGAGUAUCGCAGGUGUGGGUUCACGAUGGGACAUCCUAGUCUGGAUAGGAUCAUUGAACUGCAGAAAAAUCCAGCCAAUAUUAGAAACCUUUGCAUUUUGGCACAUGUUGACCACGGUAAAACUACUCUUGCGGAUUGCUUAGUGGCAAGCAAUGGUAUCAUAUCAAGUCGCCAGGCAGGGAAGCUAAGGUAUCUGGACAGCAGAGAGGAUGAACAGAUCAGAGGAAUUACCAUGAAGUCCAGCGCCAUCUCGCUUCAUUACCAAGAGGGUGAUAAAAAUUUCUUACUGAAUUUGAUUGACUCUCCGGGGCACGUCGACUUCUCCUCUGAGGUUUCUACUGCUGUCCGUUUGUGUGAUGGUGCCAUUGUUGUUGUUGAUGCUGUGGAGGGAGUCUGUCCACAGACGCAGGUCGUGCUGCGGCAGGCUUGGUUGGAGAACAUCAGGCCAGUUCUGGUUAUUAAUAAAAUAGACCGACUUAUCAUGGAGCUGAAGUUUACCCCUCAGGAGGCUUAUGCCCACUUGCAAAAGAUCAUGGAACAGGUGAAUGCGGUCACAGGAACCUUGUUCACAUCCAGCGUGAUGGAGGAGCAAGCAGAGAAAAUAAAAGAGGACCAAGGAAGUGAGACACAGCAUGGAGAGCAAGUGUAUGAUUGGAGUGCAGGCCUCGAGGAGGUUGAUGACUCUCAUAUCUACUUCUCUCCUGACCAAGGAAAUGUGGUCUUUGCCAGUGCUCUUGACGGAUGGGGGUUCAGCAUCCAACAUUUUGCCCUCAUGUACAGUGAGAGGAUGGGCAUUAAUCCAGAGGUGCUUCUCAAAACCCUUUGGGGGGAUUUCUACCUUAAUGCGAAAGCUAAGAAGAUCAUGAAGGGAGCUCAGGUUAAAGGCAAGAAGCCACUCUUUGUGCAGCUUGUCCUGGAUAACAUUUGGAGUUUAUAUGAUGCUGUUGUUACUCGCAGAGACAAGGAGAAGGUUGAGAAGGUGCUGGCAUCUCUUGACGUCAAGGUGAUGGCCAGGGAUUCUCGUCACUCUGACCCUAAAGUCCUCCUGUCUGCUAUAUGCAGCCAGUGGUUACCAGUGUCUCAGGCUGUCCUAUCAAUGGUCUGUAAUAAGCUUCCGAGUCCAUUACACAUAGCAGCAGAGAGGGUGGAGAAGUUGAUGAGUGUUGGAGUGCGUCGAUUUGACACCUUGCCUGAGAGGACGCAGGAACUGAAAAAUGCAUUUCUCCAGUGCUCAAGCAAUGAAAAUGCUCCGGUUAUAGUUUUUGUAUCCAAGAUGUUUGCUGUGGACACAAAAGCCUUGCCUGAGAACAAACAAAGACCCUUGACUCAGGAAGAGAUUGCCCAGCGCAGGGAACUCGCGAGGCAAAGACAUGCGGAAAGGAUGGCAGCUGAACAGAUUGCGACUGUAGGACAGCAAAACCACUCAGUGAAUAAUCCCGUGGAUAUUCAAGCAAGAGGACAAUACAAAGACGAGAUGGAACCUCAGGUCCUGAAAGAGUCCAAGGCAGAGGAGCAAAUAGAGACCUUCAUCGCAUUUGCCAGGGUAUACAGCGGGGUCGUGAAGAAAGGACAAAGAAUAUUUAUCCUCGCACCAAAGUAUGAUCCUGCCCAGGGCCUGAGCAUGCUGCCUGAGCAAUGCAGUCCUUCUGACAGUUUACCUGAGGUGCCUCAUCUGUCCUGUUGUUUCAUUGAAAACAUUUACCUGCUCAUGGGCAGAGAACUGGAAGAGCUAGAAGAGGUGCCCUCUGGCAAUGUGCUAGGUAUUAAAGGUCUCGAAGAUGUUAUUUUGAAGUCAGCUACAAUUUCCACGACUCCUGCUUGCCCACCCUUCACCCCACUCAACUUUGAGGCAUCCCCCAUUGUACGAGUCGCCAUAGAACCAAAACACCCAAGUGAGAUGCCAAAACUGGUGCGUGGGAUGCGUCUGUUGAACCAAGCAGACCCCUGUGCCGAAGUGCUAAUCCAGGAGACAGGCGAACAUGUUUUGGUCACUGCUGGAGAGGUUCAUCUCCAACGCUGCCUGGAUGACCUCAAAGACCGCCGUGCCUCCUACUUCACCAUUGGAGCCUCCACACAACCAGGUGGUGAUCGGUUGACAGCGCCAUUCCCCUUUCCACCCGAGUGGCUUACGAUACGCGGCAACAAGUUUGCUAAAAUUGAGAUCAGCGCGUCUGAGCCCAUCAUUCCUUUCCGAGAGACAGUGGUGCGCCCUCCAAAAGUGGACAUGGUGAAUGAAGAUCUUGGCAAGCAGCAAAAAGUGGCCGUCAUUCACCAGGUAAAAGAGGAAGGUUCUCAUGGUCGUUCUUCAGAGACCCUUCAUGUUGACAGCAGUGGUUUGGUCACACUCACCACUCCAAAUAAACUAGCCACUGUCAGCGUCCGUGCAAUCCCCUUGCCACAGGAGGUGACUUGUCUUCUGGAAAACAGCUCAGCACUCAUUCGAACUCUCGAACAAGUCAAUAUGUCCUUGAGGGAAGGGAGGAAUCUAGACAUUAGUGUUAAGACCUUGGAAGCCAUUGCUGAAUUCAAGGCCCAACUGGAAAGCAUGCUCCAGGGAAGGAAGUGGAGAAACGCUGUGGAGCAAAUAUGGGCUUUCGGACCUCGCAGGUGCGGCCCGAACAUUCUGCUUAACAAGCUGGAGGGAUAUCAUCGGCCAUCUCUGUGGCAGUGUCUAUGUCGAGAAGAUACAUCUGGAAAAGAUGGAGCUCAGGCGAAAAUGAUACGAGAGUUUGACAACAGCAUCGUCAGUGGCUUUCAGUUAGCAACCCUGUCAGGGCCGAUGUGUGAAGAGCCGCUCAUGGGGGUCUGCUUCUCCAUUGAAAGAUGGGAUCUACAGUCUUCAAACUCACCACAUCAAAAUGCCUUUGAAGAAAGUGGCACAUUUCAAGAGGCCUUGGGAGGUAGUAAAGCCCCCGAAAGCAUUAAUUCAUUGGAAGUGACCUCCACUGAGCCAAGUCAAGCCAAACGCUGUCAAGAGGCCACCCCCGCAGACUGCUACGGGCCCGUUUCAGGCCAGCUGAUUGCCGCCAUGAAGGAGGCAUGCCGCCACGCUUUCCAGGCUCAGCCCCAGAGACUCAUGGCUGCGAUGUACACCUGUGAAAUCAUGGCUACCGCAGAGGUUUUGGGCAGAGUAUAUGGUGUUCUUGGAAAGCGUGAAGGCCGCAUUCUCCAUGAAGAAAUGAAGGAAGGAACGGAAAUAUUCAUCGUCAAGGCUGUCCUGCCUGUCGCUGAGAGUUUUGGCUUUGCAGAUGAAAUUCGCAAGAGGACCAGUGGGCUUGCCAGUCCACAAAUGGUCUUCAGUCAUUGGGAGGUGAUCAGCAGCGAUCCAUACUGGGUUCCUACCACUGAGGAAGAAUAUCUGCACUUUGGAGAAAAGGCCGACUCCACUAACCAGGCACUCAAAUACAUGAAUGCUGUCCGCCGCCGAAAGGGCCUCUAUGUGGAGGAAAAGAUAGUUGAACAUGCAGAAAAACAACGAACCCUAAGCAAAAACAAAUAGACAAACCAAAUGGUCCCCUCUGCUCCACCAGAUGAGACUCAGUCAUUUUUGCAGGAACCAAAAUGCUAAAUCUGUCUGAUUUGAGCUCUGAGCCUAUCCAAUCUGUCGUCAGGCAUGACACCACAAAUGUUGGCUUUCACCUGACUGAAGCAAUAUUUUUAUUGAACACCUACUACAGUUUUUGUCAAAUGCAGAAUAGAAAAUAAAUGGACUAUUUUAAAAUUCAA